This is a messenger RNA of Sinocyclocheilus rhinocerous, 2506 nucleotides long. RefSeq names its product pleckstrin homology domain-containing family G member 6-like. Gene Ontology annotation, biological process: Rho protein signal transduction; endothelial cell migration. Lineage: Eukaryota; Metazoa; Chordata; Actinopteri; Cypriniformes; Cyprinidae. The record is from RefSeq and is a predicted model, not a curated record. The transcript is spliced from 15 exons. Bases 344 to 2506 code for a protein of 720 amino acids. Gene Ontology annotation, molecular function: guanyl-nucleotide exchange factor activity. Gene Ontology annotation, cellular component: endocytic vesicle; plasma membrane; axon.
UAUGAGUGUGUUUGUGUACAUGCUUGUCUUUGUGGGACUAAACCACAAACCUAUCAUCCCUGUCUAAACAAUUAUAACUUUACAUGUUGUUAUGUACCCGUGAUCAACAGCUGGUUGGUUGUCAAUCACAUCAGAAAGCACUGAUGGCCCAAUCAGGUUUAUCUUCUCGGGGUGCAGCCAUGCCUGAGAUCUAAGUCUGAAGAAUCUGGUCUCGCUUGCUCAACCUGUUACUGAAGGACGGGUUAAAGACAAAUGAUAUAGAAAGAGACUGAGGACUCUGAAAGACAGAUCCAGGAAGACAAGAGGGAGAGAAAGACACCUUAAAGAUGUCUGACUGAGGAAAAUGGACUCAGUUAAAUCCAGUAAUCCAUCAAAAGGACCGGAACUGAGCAAUAUCAUGGCCCCAGAGGAAACUGCCCUCGGUGACAAGAGUGACAGACAGCGGGAGGAAAUGAAAGAGGCAGACACAGACUCUCCUGAUGGAUUUGUUGCAGUACCAUCAGUCGGUCAGCGGAGGGCACGAGAGAAACACAGAUACAACACCGUAGGCUACCAGAAAAAGAAGCAGAGGACAGCUGUGGACUUUUCUACAGUGAGCAAGGGAACAUCUGCCGGGGUGAAGAGCAGAGUUGCAUUAAAGCAGGCACUUUUUAGCCAGGGAGUGUCUGACAAAAAUGGCACAUUUGAGGAACGAUCGGGUGCUGUCCAGGGGCAGGUGGACGCACUGAAACAGGUUCUGGACUCUUUCAACAUACCUGCGGACCUGAAGUGGACAUGGGGGGAGGGAGGUACUGAAAGAACACUGGAAAAGAGCUGGACAGACAUAGUGCACUCUCAUGAGUCUAUGUCAAAAACCCAGCGACACCAGCAGGAGGCGCUGUGGGAGCUUCUGAAUACUGAGCUUAGCUACAUCAACAAACUCACUAUUGCCAAAGAACUCGUGAUGGCAGCACUGUCACACUGUCACAGAUAUGGAUUUCUUCAAGAAGUCAGCCCCACAAUGCUCUUUUCCAAUCUUCCUUCUAUCCUUGAUGCACAUCGACUUUUUUGGCAUGAAGUGAUAUAUCCAAUGUUACAAGAGGUCCGUCUCACUGGAAGCCCUUUUGACCCUCUCAGACUUGAGGCAGGAUGUUUGCAGUUUCCUGACCAUUUUCCUGCAUACUUUGAAUACUGUUUGGAAGAGGAGAGAAAUGUGGAGUUUACUCGGAGACAGCUUAACACAAACCCACAAUUUCACACUUAUCUUACGUGGGUGGAGAAUCAUCCACAGUGUGGGCGAAUGAGACUGGGCGAUAUGCAGGCCAAACCACACCAGAGAAUCACCAAGUACCCUCUUUUGCUGAAAGCUGUUCAGAAGACCACAGAAGACCUCCCCACCAAAAACGCACUUGAAAGAAUGUUGAACAGUGUCAAUAAUUUUCUGGAAUCUAUCAAUAACUAUAUGCAACUGAGAGAUGAUACUCUGGCCCUUUCUGUCGCUGCUCAAAGGAUAGAGGGAUACAAGAUAGAAGGUCUGAGUGAAGAAAUAGACAAGCACGUUCGUGAGUUCUGCUGCUUUAAUUUGAUGAGCCCGGUGAGGGGGGUGGGACCAAACGUCAUACGGAAGCAACUAAUGGAAGAAACUUUGAAGGUCAAAGUAAGAAAGGACACCAAGGAGCUGGUGGUCCUUCUCUUCACUGAUGUGUUGCUGAUGACCAAAAUGCAGAAGAAAUCCGACAAGCUGAAGGUAGUGCGCCCUCCUCUGCCUCUGGAGAGAAUAUACUGCAUUGAGCUCAAAGAUGGAUAUUCGUUUGUGCUGGUGGAGGUUGGUGAUCUAGGUUGUGCUGUCAGUGUGAACUUCCUGUCCACACCCAGUCCAGACAGCUGCGCGUCAUGGGUGUCUGCUCUGCGUGAGACUCAGGCGGCCUUAGAGACUUUGAGGGAAAAUGAGACAAACAAAACACUGAAGACAACAAGUGCGACAGAGUUUGGUGAAUCAGAAAGACCUCCCAUUCAGGACAAACUGUCUGUAAAAGUCACAGAGGAUCCUGAUGGCCAAUCAGUAUCUGAUAGAUCUGAUAGUGAUAUUGAGGCAGCUGAGUUGGUGAGGCUAUUUCCUUUCCCUAGGCGCAAGUCUGAGACAGAACUGUUGAUGGAUGUAGAGCAAAGUAAAGUUCAGCAGCUGGCAGAGGAUAGGAACUCUCCACUGAUUGGUCAGCGGAACGAUUCGAGCCAAUCAGCUCAUGAAGAAGUUGCGGCAAAGACUGAUUCAGCUGGAUUAAAAACUGAAGAAGGGAGAAACAGGAAUUAUAGUCAGCAGUUGAAAGAGGAUUUAUUUGACAAUCAUGUCCUAGAGGGCAUCAGUGUGGACUGGCCAGGCUGGUGUUUUGAUGAUGAGGAGGUUUUUGACUUUGAGAACUUUGACGAUGAAGAUUGGCUUGACAAGAAGCUGACCACAAAAGAGCUCCGGAGGUCAGAGGCGAAACCAUCAGAGAGGCAAGAUGAAAUAGAAUGUAGUGAGGUGUAG